This is a messenger RNA of Papaver somniferum (opium poppy), 762 nucleotides long. RefSeq lists its product as uncharacterized. The transcript has a single exon. Lineage: Eukaryota; Viridiplantae; Streptophyta; Magnoliopsida; Ranunculales; Papaveraceae. The record is from RefSeq and is a predicted model, not a curated record. The coding region runs from base 103 to 597 and encodes 164 amino acids.
UAGAAGAAUCCAUUCGGAUAAAACGGGAUAAACUAGUUUUCAUCUGUGUCUUUCUCUGUUCUUCAAUAGCGAUUUCUAAAAUUAGGGUUCCUUUUCAUAGUGAUGGAAGCUACAAAUGAAGAAGGAAGUCUAUUGAGCUCAAUCAGACCACCAAGAUUAGAAGAUGCAGGUCUAGAAGAUUGUGCAUUAUCUCAUGAUUCCAUUAAAGAAGCUUUUUUCAAAGCUGCAAAUUCUCUUAAAUCUUGGGGUGGAACUGAUCUUGAUUCAGAAGAUGAAGAUCCCAGAGGAGAAUUAGGAUUGCCUGAUUCUCUGAUUGGUGUAAAACCAGCUUCUGAUCCUCCAUCAUCAUCUUGUUCAAAUGAAAAAGGGAAUGGUUUGCCUGAAGUGAUUGGCGAUGAAGUUUGUGUUGGUGGUGAUGGUAAUGAAAUUAGUGAGAAAGAAUCUGAUCGAAUUUUAGGUUUGAAUGUUCCUCAAGGUAAAAAAGAGGAUGCUUGUAUUGAUGGAUUGCAAGGGCUAAAAAUUGAUGAUGAUGAAGAUGAAGAUGAUGAAGAAAAAAGUGAAUCUGAGAAUCCCAUUUUAGUUGAAGCUUUAAUUUGAGUUUUAAAUUUCUAGUUUGUUGUUGCUGUUGGGAGGAUUCGAACUCCUGACCUGUAAGUGUUGUUUUGCCUCUGAAUGUUGUUUGUGUAAAUUUGGAGUUUGUAGACUUUGUUUGUUGUACCAAAUAAUCAAGAAAUGAAUCUGCUUCUUGUUUUGCUCUCGGAA